This is a messenger RNA of Daphnia pulex (common water flea), 974 nucleotides long. Its product is annotated as lys-63-specific deubiquitinase BRCC36-like. The transcript is spliced from 8 exons. Gene Ontology annotation, molecular function: metallopeptidase activity; polyubiquitin modification-dependent protein binding. The coding region runs from base 105 to 899 and encodes 264 amino acids. The record is from RefSeq and is a predicted model, not a curated record. Gene Ontology annotation, biological process: double-strand break repair. Lineage: Eukaryota; Metazoa; Arthropoda; Branchiopoda; Diplostraca; Daphniidae. Gene Ontology annotation, cellular component: BRISC complex; BRCA1-A complex.
AGCCAACACAGCCGUGAAGCGACCAGGAGUCUAUAGCUCUGCUUAUACUAGGACAAAGCAAGCAGACGAUAUUAUUUCGUGCCCCGACCAUACAAAAAUUCUAAAUGGCAAUUCAGAAAGUUUUUAUGAAAUCGAGUGCAUACCUUACGUGCCUAAGUCAUGCGUUAUCGACUGAAACAGAAGAAAUUAUGGGAUUAUUAUUGGGUUAUGUGGAACCUAAUUUAAAUUUUUCAAGUUCAAUGGCAGAUGUGGUUGGGCUAUCAUUUAUUGAAAGUGUCGUCAUCCUCCAAAGAAGUGUCCGUCAGGCUGAUCGAGUGGAAAUAUCACCUUUACAAUUAUCUGCAGCUACCCUGAAAGCAGAAAAACUAUCAGUUAAAGUGAGUAAACCAAUAAGAGUACUAGGAUGGUAUCAUUCACAUCCCCAUAUUACAGUUCAGCCAUCACAUGUUGACAUACAUACACAAGCCAACUACCAAGCUAUGGAUCCAGAUUUCAUUGGGUUGAUUUUUUCAGUUUUCCAACAAGAGGCUAAUGAAAAGUUUGCUAAUUCUUCAAUGAUCUGUUUCCAAGCUGUAGAUGUUGAUGGUAUAUUGAGCAGCAGAGAGAUUGCAGUUAACAUUGUUCCACAAAAUGUUCCUGUGAUUAUUGGACAUUGCCUCAAAGCAUUAACUAAAAUACCACUAACCUUAUUCAAUGAGGAGAAAGAGCUAAAAGAAAAAUGCUAUAGUGGUGACUCAAUUUCUAAAAUACACAAUACAUCAGUUUUCACACGAGCCAUGUGCCAGCUUAUUGAGUGUUGUGAAUUGCCUUGCAUCAGCGCCGUUACUGCCUAUGAGAAAUCUUUAUUCAAUCAAUUGCAUCGUUUGCAAUUAGCAAAGGAAAUUCUUGAAACGCAAUAAUAAUUAUGUGUAAGGAAUAAAGUGAAACUCACGUGAAACGUGAUAUGGUUUACUCAAUAAAAUAAAUGAAAGAAA